AUGGGCCUUAACUGUGUAACGCCCGUCGAUCCUUUGAGUGCUUUGAUCCCAAGACCCGAUAAGAUCGAUGUUUCAUUGAUUAUAGAGUCAAAAUUGCCGAUUAUUUUCAUGAUUGGAGGUCCAGGAGCAGGAAAAACAACACAGUGUAUACGAGUAGCAAAGCAUUAUGGUUUUUGCGCUAUUGUAACCAGAGAAUUGUUGCGCGACGAAGUAGUUACCGGUUCACAGAGAGGCAUUAUCGUGGCGCAUCUGAUGUCUAGAGAUAAACUAAUUCCCGCGGAUGUCAUGGUGGAGCUCAUCAAAGAGAAAAUGCUGGGCAACUUGCAUACGCAGGGUUUUUUGCUGGGUGGAUUUCCCCGCGAGAAAAAACAAUGUAAGAAUUUCAACACGCAUAUCCGGCCGCCAGAUCUCGUCCUAUUUCUGUCCGUCAGGGAUUCGCUGCUGAUGGACAGGACAUUAGGCAGAACUAUCACCGCUCGCCAGCGACAGAGCCGUAGCUUCGAUGAAUAUUUGAAACGAAUCAAAGAGCAAGGUAAAAUGAUCAAACCGAUCCUAAGGUAUUAUAGAAAAGAACUGGUGACCAUCAACGGCGAAAACGACGAAACGGAAGUUUUCGAGGAUAUUUGCGCCGCGAUCGAUAACGUCCUGAAGAAUUUUCCGAGCACGUCUACAGUAAAAGCAGUCAAUCAUUAA
Molecule: messenger RNA, 693 nt
Organism: Cataglyphis hispanica
Lineage: Eukaryota; Metazoa; Arthropoda; Insecta; Hymenoptera; Formicidae
Product: adenylate kinase isoenzyme 1-like
Exons: 2
Coding region: 1-693 (230 amino acids)
Biological process (GO): nucleoside triphosphate biosynthetic process
Cellular component (GO): cytosol; cytoplasm
Molecular function (GO): ATP binding; AMP kinase activity
Source: RefSeq, a predicted model, not a curated record